AACAGUUGAAAAAAUCAUAUGUGUUAUCAAUUUAACAAUGCAAUUUCUUUUACUAUUUCCAAUUGUGUUUUAUUUAUGCAUGGUGGCUGUACAUCCACACCUAUUAGGUGUAGGUGGAAUGCAACUGCAACAAAGAGAAAUGAGCCAAUCUAACCAAAUGGAAAAUGCACUCGGGGUCAAUUUAACGCUUGGCUUAAGCACAAAUUCGUAUUCUCGUUCGAGUAGAAUGAAUAGUGAACGAAUGAAGAGAAUAAAACGAGCUGUUUAUAUUAAUAAAGCAAAAAGUUGUUUCAUAAUUGUUCAAAUACCGAGCAUUAAAAUGACUACAGUGGCUUCGACAACUACUGCUGAUAUAGAUCCAAGAGUAAAUAAUACUCAAGCUUGAGUCAAAUAUAGUAUUAUUUUAGUAGUAAUGAUGAAUAAAGGGUUGAAAUGUUUUUUUUGCAUUUAGUAUCAAAAUGGGUACUUUAUUAUUUUAUUAUUCAUAAUAAAAUCUUACAGGACUUAGUCAUUCUUUUAAAUCUAAGACAGUUUGGAUAAUUUAUACGGUUCCAGAAACUGUUAUUUUCAAAAUUGGAAACUGGAAACUUCCAACUCUAUACUAAAUAUUAUUUUGAUAGUUUCCUUUGUAUUUAUAGUUGAUGGUAUUAUGUACUAUUAUAAUAAUAUAGGUACUAACAAGUUAUAUUAUAGUAAAUAAUUUAUCAAUAAAACAUAUUGUCUAGUGUAUUGGUCUGUUACCAAUAACAGCUGAUGGUUGGUGUUCAAGAAGAACAAGAGGAUAAUUUCUUUGUCUACAUUGAAGGCCAACCUAAAAAAAUUAUCAGAAAGCAAUGUAAAUAAUUUGAGUUGAAAUGAAUACUUAAGAAAGAUAAAGAUCCAAAGAUAAUCUUUAUAUCAAUUUCAAGUAUUUUUAUUUAGUGGGUGAUUUAUUUUUAAAGUGGUUUGUUUAUAGAAUAAAUAAUUAAAUUUUACAUUUAGGUUAUCGCUACUUAACAAGUACCGACGACAUAAAACAUUCAUAUUUUAUUCACGCACUUUUAAAUUUGUGAUACACUUGAAGUAUUUAUUAUACAGGGAUAUUCAAAACAAAGACGAAACUUACCAUUAAUGCAGUUAAAAGAAUGAAAACACACGUAACUAGAUUUAUGCAUUUCAUUUUGAUUUGUCUGGUAAAUUAAAAAGAAUAUUCAAUAUUUUAUAAUAAUUUUUAUUAAACAAAAAUGUAUAUCAUAAUUUGAUGGAAAUAACCAACAAAUUCAUCGUAAUUUCUAUAAUAUGGAAAUUUUUAUUCAAUUUUAUUUAAUCACUUAAUUUAUUUAAAAAUUAACCUCGCUACGGCAUAUUAAUAUUUUAUGUAAAAAUAUUAAGUGCAAUUGGUACAUUCCUUUGAUAUUAAUUCUCAACAAAGUAUAAUACUAAAGAGGAAUUUGAUAAAAGUCGUCUAAAUAUUUCAAAUACAAUAAGUCUGAUGUAAAACUACAUCAAAAUAUUUUUAACAAAACACGUUUUAAAAAAUAUUUUAGUUUAUAUUAAAAUCAUAUAAUAAAUGAUUUUCCGACAAUUCCCGAACCAAUACCGAAUUACGUCACGAUGUUAAUUUCAACCCGCCAUUACGUAUGUGAUAAUAAGUUUUCGUUUAUUACUCAUAAGGUUCGUUCCAACCUAUCAAGACCGUCCCUGAAACGGUUCACAAAUCUAAGUCGGUUGGAACGCAGAACAGAAUUGUUCGUAUAGCGGUAACCGCCCGGUUGGAACACGUAAUCUCUUUUGCGCAGAAUCGUCACCGUACGAAGGACGGUUUUUUGAUGGGCUGAAACAAACCUUCCAAGAACGCUCCCGACUAGCAGGUUGGAACAAACCUAUAAUUUUUCUUUUGCGAAUGAUCUUAUUCAUUUCAAAUUGAAUUGAUAUUAACUGCUGUCCAUUUACAUUCAAGUGGACUGAGACACUUAGUUAUGAUCUUAUACUCGAAUAAUCACGUUACUGUUCAUUGAAUAAAGUGAUAAUAAGAUUAUAUACAUCAAUAAAUGUUUUCAAUACUUUAAUAUCGUGGACUAAUUUGCUUAUUCUGAUGACAAAAUCAGACAAAUUGUUGUCCUCAAAAUUACUUUCUCAAAACUCGCUAAACCACACGAUCUCAAGCUUGUGCAGAUUGCGAGUAAAAACUCAAUUUGGUCUCACUUGCGAGACUGAAAAAGAACGUGCCUUGAACUGAGUUACGAUAUCAGAUAUUUGUUUUGUCCUAUAGUAUAGUAAAAGGAAAAUGGUUUAAAGCAGUUUGUGUAGUCAAUAUUAAGAACAGUAUAAAUUUGACCUUGAACUAAUAUCGUGUAUAAUUAGAUUUUAGAAACGGGUAUUUCGUACAUUAUUGUAUAUCCAUUGAAUUUGUUACUUACUAUUUUCAAUUUGAGGUUGAUUAUUAAUAAAACGUGACAUUAUUUUCUCAUUAAAAGUUGUUGUUGGGAAAGAAGCAAUUACUAUUAUCAAUUUACGUGAUUGCGUGCAACAAAAAAAAUCUUAUAUAACAUUCAAGGUAAAAGACUAUUUGAAAACUCAUAUAAAUAAAUCAAUUAAUUCAUCCUGAUUUGUAUACGUAAUUUUUUUGGGACAAGGUACCAAUUAGGAAAUUAAUAUUACGUUAAAUAUGGCGAAGGCGCUUUAUUUAAUGAGUAUUUCCAAUUAAGAACAUAUAUAUGUAGGGAUUUCAUGGUUUUCUAGGAUUUUUUGUUUUCGUAUAACGCCGGGUAUAUGGAAAAUACUUCAAACAAUGAAAUUGGUUCGCAAAUGAUGACAAAAUAUUGAAUUGUAACGUGAGAUUGAUAAUAAAAAUAUGAAAA
Molecule: messenger RNA, 2840 nt
Organism: Diorhabda sublineata
Lineage: Eukaryota; Metazoa; Arthropoda; Insecta; Coleoptera; Chrysomelidae
Exons: 3
Coding region: 38-385 (115 amino acids)
Source: RefSeq, a predicted model, not a curated record